UUUCUUCUCUACCUUAUCAUCUGUUUCUAUAUUUAUGCACAUGCAGGUAUUAGUGGGUUUACACUGCCAGCUACAAUCUACCUACACAUGUUCCAGUUGAUUAUAAGUUUAAUUGAAGUUGAAUUAACAUCAGGCUUUACGUCAGCCGACACGCAAGUGAAAUCAUCUCAUAGUAAAAACAAAACUAAAGAACACAGGAUGUGAGCGAGUUCCAAGCGUCUGAUGACUCAGAGUAUUCUAUCUGUUUUUUUUGUUAUUUUUUUGUUAUGGCAUUUAGUGUGAAUUUCCUGCAUAAUCAGAGCGUGUUGAUAUGUUGACCUGUGAGGGGUCAGGCUCAGGUUUAGGUUGGAUGGGAGGAGAGAGGAGGGGAAUGGACUCAGAGCAGACUAUUUAAAUGGGGGGAAACCUGCAGAGAGGCAUGUGUCAUCUCUCUGUCAUCCAGUUUUACAGGAGCUCAGCCACAAGUGGAAAAAGACAGGAUGCACGUCUUUCAGGCCCUUCUCUAUGUCUCUCUCGUGAUGGCUCCUGGAUACUUAAGUCUUCCAACAAAAGGAGACUCCAUCAGAAGCAUAAUAAGCAUAGCUCAGACAACCCUUGUUCACAUUAAGAAGUUGAGGACAAAGUUGCAAGUGGCUCCUCAGAUAGAGCCCAUCACUCCCUCCAUUGAGGGACUAACUAGCAUCAGCCAUGAUCUGGGACUUUUGGAUAACGAACUGCAGAGCCCCCUCACGGAGCUCUUCAGCCAGAUCCACGCCGACGUCUCCAGCAUGGAGGGACGGGUGCGCUCCCUCGCCGUGACGAUGGACUGCCCCGUCCAGGCCAAACCCGGAGGAGAGACCGGCAACAACGUGUUCCCCGACAGCCACCUUCACCUGACUCUCAUCAAGGUGCAGCGCUACCUGGAGAAGUUUCUCCUCCACAAGGACAAACUCAAGGUCUGCUGAGAAAUCACAUCACGCGUAUGUCAAGCCUUGCCAUUAUGUCUAAUAUACAGGCGUGUUUGCACAAAUAGCUCAGUGUAGUCAUAACUAUUUUUUUAAUAUUUCUGCAAUUAUGCUCUUCCUCCGGUUGCUAAACAUGUUGCAUGUAAUGCAAAGUAGCUUUUGAGGUGCUUAUUUUUGUAUGACAAAUAUUUUAUAGUUUGAAAAAUAUUUGAACUGUAGCUUUUUUUGUAUUAUCUGUAGACUUAUUUAUAUGACUUGAAUUAUAUUCAAAUUGUUUUAAUAUUGAAAAACUGAUAGUAACAGAUGUUUCUUCCAGAGUGGUUUACAAUUUAGAAAAAUGUUUUUGAUUGUUGGUAUGGGUAUAGUAUUAUAUGCAAGAUAUUUAAGGAAAAGUAUGGGAAACUAUGAAUGUGUGAUGUUACUGGUGUUUGAUUUGAAGUGCACUGUUUAUGGUGAUAUGUUAUUGAGCAGAAACAUUAAGCUAAUGGUCAGUAGGAUGUGACACAUUUUAGUUGAAAUGCCAUUUGUUAUAUUAAACUUUGCAAUAAAGAUUUUAGUCACUA
Molecule: messenger RNA, 1507 nt
Organism: Sebastes umbrosus (honeycomb rockfish)
Lineage: Eukaryota; Metazoa; Chordata; Actinopteri; Perciformes; Sebastidae
Gene: lepb
Product: leptin b
Exons: 3
Coding region: 480-944 (154 amino acids)
Source: RefSeq, a predicted model, not a curated record